Aspergillus nomiae NRRL 13137 is the source of this 3051-nucleotide messenger RNA. RefSeq lists its product as uncharacterized. The record is from RefSeq and is a predicted model, not a curated record. The transcript is spliced from 4 exons. NCBI's taxonomy places the organism in Eukaryota, Fungi, Ascomycota, Eurotiomycetes, Eurotiales, Aspergillaceae. The coding region runs from base 1 to 3051 and encodes 1016 amino acids.
AUGUCAGAGCAGAAAAUAUACCCGAACGAUGAUCAUUUUCUGUUCAGGAAGAAUGACACCACUCUCAUUCUGGACACGACUGAAAAAUACGUGAUCGGGAAGGACUUCGAGUUCUGCACGACUACCUGUCUCAUCUAUGCGGAGGUAGUGGAAAUCACUUCAAAGCUGGAAAUUCCCGGGAAAAAGCUCGGUCUGUUCUGCAGUAAAAUCCUUAUCCCAGAGCAUGUCAAAGUGGAUGUCUCGGGCAAAAAUGGGAAAGUAGGAGACCCGAAGACAAGUGAGGACGGCGGAGCUGGGCAACCGGGUGGGGAUGCGGGGAGUGUGUGGAUAUUUGUUCAAGAUUUCAACAGCAAAGACUUCGAGAAGCUGGAGCUCAAUGCUCGGGGCGGAAAUGGAGGCCACGGCGGUAAGACGGUUGCUUCAGGCAAAACGGGAGGAAAGGGAGGAAACGGUGGUAAAGGAGGGUUGAUCGAGGUAGUCAUUGGAACUACGCCCGUCGAUGCGAUUGUGGCCCUUCGAAAUAUUGAUAGGCUGCAUUGGCCAGAGAAAGUCGCCAGUCUUCUUGAACCCGCGGUCCCAGAUGUUGUCGCUGGCUUCAUCACGGAGGAACAGAAGGGCACCCUAGCUCAGUAUCAAUCUCUGGCACAAAUGAUACGCAAACUGGCACAGGCACUCCGAGGUAUACCUGAAAGUGACCAAUCGGCCAAUGUUAAAGAUUCGGUCUCUCAGUUGUUGGGCCAGAUCGAAAAGACUCUCGAGUCUGUGACAGAAGCCCCACCGCUGUCCCAGACCACGUUUGAAACACUAGAGGAUGCAAUAACAGGCCUCGACGAUAGUUCGAAUCUUGCCCAAGCGCUUGAGGCGGUUAAAGAGCGGAUCCAAGCCUUGUCUCCGACGAAGAAUUCUCCACUUUGCAGCUUGCUGGACGAUAUAUGGGAUGCGUUGGAAUCAGAAAAACUGGCUAUACGCAACGCAAUUGAGCCCAAGUUAAAAAGCAACAGAGGAGGAGCCGGUGGGCCUGGUGGGCAUAGUGGACCAGGCCUGCAGCCCGGUCCAGGAGGCGCAGAGGGCGUUGAGGGAGAGACAAACCUAAGAUUCCUGGAGCUGAACGGAUCAAAGAAAGACCUCCAAGUAUCCCAGGCCUACAUCUUUCCGGAGCAAUGCCAGAUGCUCCUCAACAAGGCUGACAGUCAGUUCUUCAGCCAGGAGUGGAAAGCUCGUGGUCCGGCAGUGGAGCAAUACGAGCAGUUGAUCAGACGACUGAAUGUGGUCCAGACACUUGCAACAGACGGGAAAGCCGACAAAUCUUCAGGAUUUUGGGCAGCUAUUUCUGGCCUAGAAGAAACUCUUAAAGUGACUAGGAAUUCUGCUGGUCAGCUUAAGGCAAUUCACGGACAGGCGAAAAGCCGGCUGAAUCGAUUGAUCUUGGGCCAGGAUAUGUUUGGGCAUGGUCAUACUUGGGUUCCCCGUUUAUCCUUUGACUACUACGCCAGAACCCUCGAGGAUCAACUGAAUGUGCUCAAAGAGAUCGAGGAUCUCGAGUCAAAGUACAGAGAUGCCUUUCAAAAGGAUGCUGUCACGGAGACUUUAAUCGAUGCCGGUAUCGAUAAGAUGGGAUACGCUGCCCAAGAGGCAAAGAACAAAAUUGCCUUGCUUACUGGGAGCAACGAGAAGCACCAAAAGAUCAAGGAAGAAGUGGUCCGACUCCAGUUGAAAUGUGACCUCGAUAUCUUUGAAGGUUUGUGUACGUUAACUUCAUUGAAAAAAGACCUAAGGUCUUUGAAAAAGCUCUACGACCUGUAUAGGGAGGCCCUAACGGACGUGAAAGAUCAAAAUGGCAAAUUAUUUAACAAAGAAUACGUCAUGGGGCAAAUCACAGAGUGUACCGACAGUCUGGAGUCAUUGAAAAGUGCACUCAGAACCGCCAAGGACAACACUAUUGCACUGGAUGAUCCUAAAGCCCUUAAGGUAAUGGCCAAAAAAGAGGACAUUGAGAAGCUGAUGCAAAAGUUCGCAAACGCUAUUGAGGAAGGUUCCCGGAAGAAGAUACAAGGGGCCUUAGAUGCGUAUAUCGCAACCAUCCUGCAACGGAAUGAGGCAGUGGUAGAUUACAACUCGUUCAUCCAUCUGCUGUUUGAAGCGCGCCACGAUGAGGAGUAUGCUCGCGCCCAGGCAAUGAGCAUGGCUGAUAAGAAGCUGGAUCUGGACCCCACCAUCCCAGCAGUGUCGCUCUGGCUUCGUAAAACCAGAGACAACUUCCAACUCCAACUCAUGCAACGACUGGACUUUGCAAGCCGUGCGGUCAAGUUCUGGGGUCUGAAAAAGGAUCUCGAGCAAUCCGAGCCAGGUCCUCUUCGAAACUCCCAAAAGCUCAAACUCGAUCGGGUAGACCUGGACAAUGCCUUCGAAAAUAUUCUCAAUCGAUACGCGGGCGAUGUACGUUCCGUAUGGCCCGGCUCGCUCGAUGAACAAGGCCUUUUUUACGACCUCACAGAAUCCGAACUAGUAGAGCUGACGACCGGACAAAAGGAAAACGGUCAGCCAGAAAUGGUCUACAAGGUCUCCCUCAACUUUGCCCCCGGUGAUAGCCCGUUUGGCGCAGGCCGUGCGGAUGUCCGUCUGGAAGAAGUUCGGUUCUGGCUCGUGGGUGCAUCAGUCCGGCCCGAUGGGCUCGGGCGCCAGCGAAUUCUGGUUCACAUAGAACACUUGGGGCCUGAGGUAUUCGAGGAUGACAACCAUGAUCGCCUAGAAUUCUCCCACGACAUGCUCACUAUCCCAUUUGAAUACGAUGCGGCCCGGGUGAGCAGUACAAAGGAUCUUACGUCUCGGGCAAUGCUCAGCCAACAAAAUGCUUUGCGGGGUUCCUGGACUGGCGGACUGAAGCGUGAGGAGGCAGGUUCCAUUGCAGCGGUUGGGCCCUUCGCCACCUGGCGUCUUGUGGUUCGAGAGUCAGAAAACCCGGAGCUCGAUAUGAGUAAGGUGGCAUCGGCUCAUGUAGAAUUUCGCGGAGCCAAUAGGUCGUUCAAGUAUACCUCAGUGGCGACCUCCUAA